Cyphellophora attinorum is the source of this 1047-nucleotide messenger RNA. RefSeq lists its product as uncharacterized. The transcript has a single exon. The record is from RefSeq and is a predicted model, not a curated record. NCBI's taxonomy places the organism in Eukaryota, Fungi, Ascomycota, Eurotiomycetes, Chaetothyriales, Cyphellophoraceae. Bases 1 to 1047 code for a protein of 348 amino acids.
AUGGAGCACCAUCGACAAGCAACGCCAGAGCGGCAGCAAGAGGCGACAGCAGAACGAGAGCGAAGACCAGGUCAAAGACCAGACGCUGCACCACACAGAACUCCAGACCGCACCAGCACCCAACAGCCAGGCCUCCGAACGAACCCAGGAGAAGGAGUAGUAGCUGCAUCCACCACAUCCACACCAAUUCAAACAGCACCGUCACCCUCCAGCCCCAGCGCGACCAUCGCACCCACCGCAAACAUACCGAAGUUCCACGUCAAUGAUAUCGUGAAGAUCAAGCCCCGCCACAUGCACCUCGACGAAUGCUUCAUGCGAGUCGCCCAAGUAGGCCUCAAACAACACGGUGGUCGCGAAGUCUGGCACUAUCGAAUCGGCGACGACAGGCAGAUCAAUGAGAGCGGCAACGACUUCAUGCUCUUGGAGUUGCGUCGGCAAAGUCACCUCAAAAAACCGUGGACAAAAGGCCCAAAGGUUGGGGGAGAAGUUGACUUUCCGACGCUGUACCAGGGCAUGGGUUCAAGUGCGACGUAUUCUCGAGGAAGAGUGGUGCAGAGGAUUGUCGCAGACGGGCAGGUCUAUCUGAGGGUUUUCUGUCCGCAGCCUGUACUUACGUUGAGCUUGCGUUGCAUGGUGCCCGCGGAAGAAGACAGGAAGAGGCCGAGGGUUGGGGCGUCGGUCACCUUUCCGACACCGGAUCAGGGCAUGGGGCUCAGUGUGCGGAUGACGAGUGCAAAGGUCGUGCAGGUGAUUGACUUGGGGCACGAUGUGGUGGUCAGAUUGGACACGAAACCCAUACUUACCUUGAACUUGAAUGGUAUCGUGGUCGCGCCAGGCGAUGAGACAGAAGCAACAGAUCGAGGAGAAGUGUCGGAUGCUCCAUGGGCCAGCGAAGUUGAAGCAGAAGCGACAGAUGAAGAAGAAGACGAUCAAGAAGACGAUUACGCUGGCGAGCAUAUUGACAGCGAGGGUCUCGACAUAGUCAUGAGCGACGAUGGCGGCGGCAAUGAUCUGGAGAAUUGGCUCCCAGAGCGACACCCGCUGUGA